Messenger RNA from Tetranychus urticae (two-spotted spider mite), 991 nucleotides. The record is from RefSeq and is a predicted model, not a curated record. NCBI's taxonomy places the organism in Eukaryota, Metazoa, Arthropoda, Arachnida, Trombidiformes, Tetranychidae.
UAUCGCCAUCUAUCGUUUCUAAUAAGAAGUAAAGAAUUACAUUAAAUAAUGUAAUGUACGGCCUUAACGAAGAUUGAAUUAGACUUAAACUUUCAGUUAAAACCAGACGCUUCUUCGAGUGUUCCGUUUUUCUUGGUUGAGACACAUAUUGAUAUCGAUACUUGUUUAAAUGGCAGAACAUAAUAACGAUUCUGAUAAAAUUACUUUCAAAGUAAAGCAUUUGGAUCAAUAUCAUGACAUAGUCAUUGAUUUGAAUGAUGACAGAAAUGAAUACAAACAUCAACAAUUAUUUGAACAGCUGGAAUCAAUAACUGGAGUACCAAGUAGAUAUACAACUAGCUUUAUUAUACCUAGAAACAUGAACCCUUCCGACGUUAAUAAUAUCGAACGGUAUCUGAUGUGUUUUUACAACCAAAAAGCCUUCGCUCAUGAUUUACGCAUGGAAUACACGGAAUACAUGGAUGACGAUAUAUUCAGUGUAAAUAUUCGUGAUGGUGAGCGCUUUCAUCUCAAAUAUUAUGCUAGUUAUAGGUAUAGUAUUUCCAAGCGUAUAAAUAUGUGUUAUCGCCUGGCAGAAGAAAGAGACGUUCCUGAAGAAGGCUGUGGUCGAAAUGUAUGUCAAUUCCUACGCACUGAGAGUUUCUUCAAAAGGUUGAAAGAUCUCGUUAAUAAUGAUGAAUUGAAUGCAAAAAUUACUCAGCUUGUCCAACCACUAUUUGAAAUUUCAUCACCUGAAACACAUUUGGAAGCUUGGAAGAUUUUAAAAGAGUUCAAUGUUUUUCAAGUUUUAUAUCCAUCUUGUGUUUGGCAUCAUAGGUGGAGACUUGCAGAGACUGGUGAUGCACGGCAAAAUGAUCUUUAUCUAAGAACUCGAGGUUAAACCCGUAGAGUAUAUGCCCGUGGUGAAUGAACUUCCUUUAAAUUUAACUCAAUAAACUGAGUUGAGAGUUUAAAUUGACCAUUCCUCAAAAAUAUUCAUUAAAGUUUGAUA